This is a messenger RNA of Glycine soja, 1530 nucleotides long. RefSeq names its product protein PLANT CADMIUM RESISTANCE 10-like. The record is from RefSeq and is a predicted model, not a curated record. NCBI's taxonomy places the organism in Eukaryota, Viridiplantae, Streptophyta, Magnoliopsida, Fabales, Fabaceae. The transcript has 5 exons. Bases 246 to 962 code for a protein of 238 amino acids.
CUUGCUUGCUUUCAUUACAUAACCUACGCACAAAGCCAACACAACAGAAGAAUCCUCAAUUCUCAUUUCUCACUGUCCUUGUGUUUUUUUUUUUAGAGAAAAAAAGAAGUUAUUCUUUCUUCUUUUUGCUAAAACCCCAUAAAGCGAAAUCGUAAAGGGUGUCCUUGGAAAAGGAGGGUUUCAUUAAAAAGCAGGGAUCUUUAGGGAGAAAGAUAAGAGAAAGGGGUAAGCUUUGUUUUGGGGCAAUGGGGGAUUUGGAGAAGCAGGAGAGGGUGGGAGAGAAUGAGAGGCUUUUGGAGGGUAUGCCUGUUUUAGAUUUUGACAUGCUUUGUUCCUCUGUGGCGUUGCAAAGUGCACAUGGGAGUUGGGGAAAGCUUGGGGGUGGGGAUGAGGAACAACAAGGUGGGGUUUUGAGGAUGUGGGAGGGUGAACUCCUCGAUUGCUUUGAUGAUCGCCGCAUCGCUUUUGAAUCUGCGUUUUGUCCUUGCUACCGAUUUGGGAAGAACAUGAAGCUAGCUGGUUUUGGUUCUUGCUACAUUCAGGCUAUAGUUUAUUUUCUCCUUGCUAUCGGUGCCUUUGUUACUUUCAUUGCCUAUACUAUCACGAGGACUCACUACUUCCUAUACCCAGCAGUUGCACUCAUCAUUGUUGUUGGAGCAUAUCUAGGAUUCUACCGAACUCGUAUGCGAAAGAAAUUCAACAUCAAGGGUAGUGAUAGUUCGUUGGACGAUUGCAUUUACCAUUUUGUCUGUCCUUGUUGUACAUUAUGUCAGGAGUCAAGAACACUUGAGAUUAACAAUGUUCAAAACGGCACAUGGCAUGGUCGGGGUGACAUAAUAUGUAUAGGUGACAUUAGAGAAAAUAAAGCUCUCUAUGAGUUACGUCCUCCUUCUAUUGUGUCCAUCAAGUCUACUGAUGAAAAUUGCAUGGAAAAGAGCACAGAUGUUAGCAAUGGAUCUUGAGUCAAGGUAGUGGGAAAGCUUUGAAACAAUGGCUCUUCAUCUUCUGAAUUCUAUCCCUAGUAUCUGCAGUGCAUAUUUCAUUCCAAGCUCUCAUCAAGUUUCAUGGCUAAGAGAUGAAUGUAAUGGAGGCUGGAACACAGGUUCAGACUAGGACAAGGUGAUAAUAGUCACGGGGACACAAGCCGUUGUGUGAUGAUGAUCCCUCUAGGAAAUAGGAAUGCUUAACUAUGUUAAUUGUAAAAUUAUUCCGGGGGAAGAUGUUAGUGUGUUAGUUUGCAAAUGUGCAUGCAGGGUAUGCCAUUCUCAACUAGCGGGGUCUUAUUUUUACGAAACCCCUGUAGUAUAGUUUGAUUAUAGUGUGGGAAGAAUGCCAUCGUAAUUGUGUAUUAUAGUGAACCGUGCUCUUUCAUCAAACUUUAAUCGACUUUUAUUGAGAUAUUACAAGGCUUAAGAUAUGAGGACCAUUCCUUUAUGACCAUAACGCGAAGGCACACCAAAGAGAAUAUAAAUGUAUGUUAAUAUUUACAUUUACAUCUAUUAAUAAAAGCAAAGUGCUUGUUGGGAUUUA